Messenger RNA from Jatropha curcas, 1377 nucleotides. RefSeq lists its product as uncharacterized. The record is from RefSeq and is a predicted model, not a curated record. Lineage: Eukaryota; Viridiplantae; Streptophyta; Magnoliopsida; Malpighiales; Euphorbiaceae.
GUACUGCUACCUGGGAAGACGACAAUCUCGAGUCUCGACGGGAGGCCAAUGACAGAGAGCACCGUCGCAACUCAUAAGUCACAGCUAAUCUUUACCCUCACGAGAGCGAGGUCCCAAUCGAAGGCGGCAUUUGAUUCUUCAACUUCCACAAGUUGUCGCUAUGGCUGGAGCGGAUCCAAAAUAGUGAUUUGAAUCUUCAACCAUUUGGUUAAAUUUCGCGCAAAACCACAAUCAACUACUAACGAUAAUGUUUGGAAUGUCUUAUGGCGAAAUCUUUCUUUUGCUUGGAGCCACCGCUGCACUAAUCGGACCCAAGGAUCUACCAGUAAUAGCAAGAACAGCUGGGAGAUUAGCCGGUCGAGCUAUUGGCUAUGUCCAGUUAGCUCGUGGCCAAUUCGAGAGUGUUAUGCAGCAAUCUCAAGCUCGCCAGGUUCACAAGGAACUUCAGGACACAAUGGCUCAACUUGAAGCCAUACGUCAUGAGAUUCGAAGCAUAUCUAUCUUGAGUCCUGGUCCAUUAACUCGGAGGCUUGUUGACAAUGUUGAUAAUACAUCUGGUUCUAAUGCCAAUGGCAUUUGUGAAAAUCAAGAUGUAGAGAACACUCUGAAAGUUACCAUUUCCCAGCCAAGCAGUGAGCAGAGAAUUGGAGGGAGUAUAGCAACAUCUGCCUUUUCCAAGGCCUCGGAUUCAUGUUCUAUGCACAGCCAAGCAACCGUUUAUGCAAGAUUGGCUGAAGCUGCUGCCCAGAAGACUAGCUUGUUGGACAGUGGUGCAGAUGCAGAAAAGUUGAUUGAUGAUGCUGGGCUUCCAAAUGUUCUACCUGUAUCUGCUGAAAGUGCUGGGAUGUUACCAAAACGCUCAGAUGAUGUAAAAGGAUCUGACAUUGUGUUGGAAGCUGUAUUGGAGGCUGAGGUGGCUCACAAUGCCAAAGAAUUUUUUGCACAGCCCCAAAACCAAAUAAAAUAUGAAUGAGUUAAUAUUCUGUUCUAAGUAAGAUUUUUGCUAUUUCUGAUGGAACUGCAGAAAGUGCUAUCAAGGGAGUUUUGGCAGUGGAAGGAAAACUAACAACCUCCUUUUAAUAUUAGUUGUAAAUAAAAUUACUCUUAAAUCAUUGUUAAUUCUGGCUGAUCACCAGAUUUACCAUAGCUAUGUUGAUGCUUUUAUUUAUUUUACGGGGCUAAGGUUUCAAUUGUCAUCAAGAAGUCCAAUUGCCUAACGGGAAAAGAAAAGAAAAGAAAUAUAUAAGCCUGUGGUUGUUUAAUUUUGAGUGAUUCCCAGAGACUUGGAACUCUGCAAAACGUGAGUCUCGGACUAUUAUUUUCUUGCUUUAAGCCUCGAGCAAUGAAUUUGAGGAACGGUUGUUUUAUUGUCCCUAA